Corylus avellana is the source of this 754-nucleotide messenger RNA. Its product is annotated as gamma-secretase subunit. The record is from RefSeq and is a predicted model, not a curated record. Gene Ontology annotation, cellular component: gamma-secretase complex. NCBI's taxonomy places the organism in Eukaryota, Viridiplantae, Streptophyta, Magnoliopsida, Fagales, Betulaceae.
AAGAUGGCGCCGUAUAGACUGCCGUAGUUCCGUUUUUUACAAGGAGCCCGGUCCAUCGUUCGGAUCCCACUGGCGUCUGUGGCAGCAGACCUCAGGAGCGCAAUAAACGACGUCAUUUCGAGGCGCUAGCGAGCCACUCCGAUCCAAGAGGGUCGUACCCGGUGGAAAUGGAGACCGGCUCAGAGACCCACCCGGCCAACCCCAACCACAAUCUCAACACUCUGAACAACCGGAACCCUAGUCCUAGCCGGAACUCAAUAAUAUCGGGGACUUCGCCGGUGUGGCCCACCAUCGACGGUCGACUGGGCCUCUCGGAGGAAGAGUCGCUGAGCUACGCGCGGAGAUUCUACAAGUUUGGAUUCGCAAUGCUGCCCUGGCUUUGGGCCGUGAAUUGCUUCUACUUCUGGCCCGUUCUCCGCCACUCCCGCUCCUUCCCUCACAUCCACCGCUAUGUUGUUCGAUCAGCAGUUGGGUUCUCCAUAUUUACAGCUCUUCUUUCAGCAUGGGCCCUUACUUUUGCCAUUGGAGGGGAUCGUCUCUUUGGACCUGUUUGGCAUCAACUUGUGAUGUACAAUCUUGCUGAAAAGUUAGGCUUGACUGAUGGGAGCUAGUCUUAUGCCCUACUUUCAUUGGUCACACACCUUGGAUCUUCCCCCUCCCCCGUUUGUUGGGGGUAUUACAGGUGUUCUUUUACUUUAUUUUGAACACAUGAUUCUUGUAUAUAUAUUUUGCAUUGACGCUUUCUUUACCUCAA